Molecule: messenger RNA, 1601 nt
Organism: Paramuricea clavata
Lineage: Eukaryota; Metazoa; Cnidaria; Anthozoa; Malacalcyonacea; Plexauridae
Source: the annotation of a GenBank genome assembly
CCGGUUUUUUAUUCCUUAUCUGUUUAAUUCUAGAAGGUUUAAUUUAAUUCUAGAGUUCAAUUCUAGAAUAAGCUAGGAUCAUGAUGUUCAAUUACUGAAACAAAGUCAGGCUGGGCUCUUGUAUAUUAAUGAGCUCAACAAUGUUUUCGCUAUGAAGCCAUCUGGUUAUAGCAGUACUGAAUACGAAACAUUUGUUCACCUGCGUUGAGAGGUAAGACAACAUCACACGGAUACAGUCUUCUUUUUAGACAUACUUAGCUCACACACCAUUCACCGUGUGGAGUCGUUCGCGUAAUAAUAUCGUCAUAACGCUAUCAAAUUGAAAUCUAGCUCCUAUUUUGAGACAUUUAGGGUUUUACUCGUUUUACUUAACCCAAGAGUAGCUACGUCAAGGUCAAUACGAAUGGCAAUUUGUGGAGUAUUGAGCGGUUGUUUAAUAUAUUCCUAUCUCACGUUGUGCACCGAUGUUGCUUUCACAACAAGCAAGAAUGGAACAAGGAGUAAACCAAGCUUUCCUGUGGCUACCACUAUUGCGGCCGUGGUUGGAACUUCCAUGCUUCUGUCUGCGUUCGUAAUCAUUGUGGCGUUCCUGUUUUGCUGUAAAUCUAAUCUUAACUCGGAAAGUAUCGACCCGCCCGAGGAAAGCACGAGCAUGAUGAGUCUUACGGAUCAUGUGGAACCGAACAACGCACAAGUAAUAGGAAAUCCUGCCAUCCUCAUGCAAGAAAUGGUCGCCAAAGGAAGGAAUACUAUUACAAAGAUAACGUCAUCGCGUCGCCAAGACGACAUGGAGCACCUGCAAAACGGAAUGUGAGAAUAUAUAAUUUUGCCAUACGAAUUCAGCUGUGUAAUGACUAUGAACAGCACUAUAAAGUUGAUAUGGAAAAGCACGGAAAAAGAACAUCGGGAGAAAUGCUAUUGUGUUUAAAUCAAAAAACGAUGUGCACGACAAUAAAAUUGCAGUAGGUUGGAACAUUUAAACAUUAUUUAGAAAGCCCUGACUUAAUUUAUUAAAUUAGCAACGCAAGCUGAGCAGGGCUAAGUACUAUUGUUUAGAAAGGCAAGCCGCAUAUAUAUUAAGCCUACUCGCAGUACUCUUAAUUUUGAAAGGCGAUUUAAAAUCAGUUCAGGAUAUUUGCGUUUCAAAAGUUGGAUUUGCUUGCGAAAAUUCUGAAGCUGGACAAAACUUUGAAGAAAUGGCCUUUCACGGAUGGCUUUCUUAGUUUUAAAUUAUUGAAUAUUGAAACGUGGGAAAUUUAGGAUUUUUCGAACAAUUAUUGUUAAAAACAUAUGUGAUAUAUGGCAUUUGAAUAAUUACAUCCUGCCGUUGCUAUCGCAACAAUGUAUUUUCAAGAUAUAGUCGCUCACCUCCUUACGAUGCAAAUUCUAAAUUUGGCCUUUUUUGGUAGUUUCAUCUUUCAGAUAACAGACAACAUGUUGUAAAAUUCUUAAAAUAAUAGGCUCUGUUGCAACAUGCAUGAUGGCCAUGAUCUUUGAUCUUAACUUUCUGAUACUAUUUUCAGAUUCGUUGGCAAAAAAACAUCUUGCAGAUAAACAACUCUUCAUGCAGCAACUACUCUAAAAUGAUUAAUAAGACAACC